Molecule: messenger RNA, 1968 nt
Organism: Rana temporaria (common frog)
Lineage: Eukaryota; Metazoa; Chordata; Amphibia; Anura; Ranidae
Gene: EHF
Product: ETS homologous factor
Exons: 10
Coding region: 262-1155 (297 amino acids)
Biological process (GO): regulation of transcription by RNA polymerase II; cell differentiation
Cellular component (GO): nucleus
Molecular function (GO): sequence-specific DNA binding; DNA-binding transcription factor activity, RNA polymerase II-specific
Source: RefSeq, a predicted model, not a curated record
GCAAACUGUGUCUGGGUUGUAGUCAUUGUCUGUGUGUCUGUGUGUCUGUGUGUGUCUGUGUGUGUGCGCUGAGAUUUAUCCUGGGCUAACGGUGGGCACCAACACCUACCUGCUACAGGUGUUCUAUUUGUGAGAAACAACAAGGGACAUUGUUCCAGCAUCACCAGCAGGUGUGGUCCAGGAUCACCAGAUUGCAGAGAGAAGAAGUGAAUGGUGCAGUACACCAAUACUUGGAUGAAAAACUGAACUACUAACCAGAUCAUGAUUUUACAAAGAAACAGCAUUAUGAAUAUUAACCCGAGUGUCAAUGUACAUCCACAUUCCCACCAGACUGCCUGGACCGCUCCUUAUUCAACAUGUGAAGGUUUCUUCACGGCUCAGUGGCACGACGUUCACCCGCAGUACUGGAACAAGUACCAAGUGUGGGAGUGGCUGCAGCAGUUUGUAGACACCAACCAAUUGGACGCCAGCUGCAUCUCCUUCUCUGAGUUUGACAUCACGGGGGAGCGGCUCUGCAGUAUGACGUUGCAGGACUACACACAAGCCGCCGGGGAGGUCGGACAUAUCUUGUACAACAGCAUCCAGAAUCUCAAGUGGCAUGGCAAUUAUGGAAACCCAGUUCUACAGUCUCUCAACGUUGUCAUCAAGACAGAACAACCAGAUCACAGUUCAGUCACUCCCUGGAAGGAAAGUGGAUACUUGUAUGAAGCCUGCUAUGACGAUGUAUACGAUAGUAAACUGUACUGCCGGAACAAUCUAUCAGUGACCCCCAUUCAUUACACUACAAGUUCAACAUACCCAGAAUCAGAGGUGAAGAAAUCGCAGGUCUAUCCUCAGAGAACAGGCUCAAAGAAACACAACCCUCGCGGAACACAUCUUUGGGAGUUCAUCCGAGACAUUCUUCUCACACCUGACAAGAACCCUGGACUGAUACGAUGGGAAGACCGAUCAGAAGGAGUGUUUCGGUUUCUAAAGUCCGAGGCAGUAGCUCAGCUCUGGGGGAAAAAGAAAAACAACAGCAGUAUGACAUAUGAGAAACUCAGCCGUGCCAUGAGAUACUACUACAAAAGAGAGAUCCUAGAACGUGUGGAUGGGAGACGGCUGGUCUACAAGUUUGGGAAAAAUGCUCGCGGCUGGAGGGAAAAUGAAAGUUGAAUUGCAUCCCUAAAAAAACUGGAACUUAUUUAUUUAUAUGGUGAACUCAGAAGACUUUGGAGAAAACACAGAAGACGUAACGCCAAUGGAGUUCUUUUUCUCUUACUUGGGGGAAAAGUAUAUGUACACAGUUUUUCUGUGACUUGGGGCCUUCUUACCAAAUAUUGCUGCAUCAUUCUAGCAGCCUAAAGACUUUUCGACUGGAAAUAAGAACAUGCAAUUAAUUGUAAUGGGAACGGGAACUUUGUUUAAGGACCAUUUCCACCCAAAACAGCUUUCUGUUUUAUUGAUAUUGAUGGAGUGGGGCAGAGGUUGCUACCAAACAAGGUCACUUCUAUCUGGAGUUCAAGACAGGAGAUCUCCCUCCACCAGUAAUCAUAUAGGCUUACAUUUCUAGGGAACCUGUCAAGAUAGAAGUAAGAGGAUCUCAUUUCCUUGCAUGGGGUACAGGCUCCUAGGUCAUCCUUUUACAACCUUUCUUUACUGCUUAGUGAUUCUCUGGCCAAGACAAUGCAUGCAUCUCAAUGAAAGGGGGACCUCCAAGUCCCAAGUGCAUACUGGUUCUAUGCUAUAGGGACAAGGGUUUGUGAACACCUGACCAUCACACCUACUAUAUGGCUAAAAGUAAGAGAACACCCCUCCAAAUGAUUGCGUUCAGAUGUUUUUAGUGAUCAGUACUUGUAAUUUUAAAGCAUACAAUUACCUUUUACGUAAUUGCUCACUUCCACCCUUAUGGUAACAGUUUUAAGAAGGCACAUGGUUUGGUGAGUUUUCCUGAACCAAACCUUACUGAGCAGAAAACAAUACAUAAGU